Brenthis ino (lesser marbled fritillary) is the source of this 285-nucleotide messenger RNA. Lineage: Eukaryota; Metazoa; Arthropoda; Insecta; Lepidoptera; Nymphalidae. The record is from the annotation of a GenBank genome assembly.
AUGUUUAAUUCAAAUAAAAUAAAAGCUACAUUAAUAAAUAAAUUGUAUUUGUUUAUAAAUAAAAGCUCUGUGCGAAACGUUUGCGAGGAGACGGCGGCGCUGACUAAAGGAACAGUACAUCCGCGCACGGAGGCAGACGCGCCGGCACUGGACUAUAGUCGUAUCGACCUCAUGACAAUGAAUGGAAAGCCACCGUUCCGCAGUAUCUCACUGCAUGCACGGUACUGCACUGCAGCUUUAUUUUUGGCAAAUCACCCUAGAAUCUGCAAGUGUAAGAACUUGGGA